AUGGAGGAGCAAAAUCCUCCAAAUAAAGUAAGUGAUUAUAUAAUACAUAGGGAAGAUAUGACCUGCUACCCAUUGUUUUCAGAUUGGUCACAUUCUUCUCUAUCAAUUUUCGAUUUUCCGAGAGAUUAUAAACCGGAAAAUGUUAUUUUUGAUACAUUCACAUCAACGACUCACCACCUCAUAUUACUAUAUCUUCCUCCACAACCAUUACAACUAAAAGCACCUCAUCUCGACGAUCCCACUUACUUUUGGACAAAAAUUACACCAGGAACUGAAGAAGAUACAAAAACUUUAGAAAGUAAUAUAGAACUAGCAUAUGGAAAAGAAGCAUAUCGCCAUACAAGUCUUUCAAUAAAUUGCGAUUUUGACCAAAUUAAAAAUUUAUUGACAUUUUAUAACAAAAAAAUAGGUAACUCAUACUUACAAGUUCAUGAACAGAGACAAUGUUUUCAAUUUGUUGCCGAUAAUUCUCAUGAUACAAUUCCCGAACAAGGAACUCCUUCAGAAUUACUUUCAGAAAUACCAUUUGACGAUAUUAUAGACAAAACAGCAGCUUUUGGUAUUCAUAUAAUCGAUUGCGACUUCGCAGGAAGUAUUUAUCAAAAAUAUAUACAUAAUCUUACAAAUCAAACAGUUAAAACCAACUUCUAUGCAUUCUUUUCAUCAAGUCCUACAGAAAGAAACCCAAGAUCACCAGGCUUACCAGCAGAUUUAUUUUCAUCUUGUUUGAAUUCUCCAGGAAAGAUGGCCUUGCUGUGGCAUUCGUCCCAUUAUUUCUGCUUUAAGUCCGGUCCUCUACAACCUAUACACAUAGACGAUCUCAGCCAAGCAAGUCCUGAAUUAAUCCAAACAAUUGAUCAAAUUUUACGCGGAUAUAUUGAAUCCAUGGCCUGUAAAGUCCUCAAGAGAUCACAGUUUAUCAAGUAUUUCAUGACAGAUGCUUUUGUUUCAAGAUGUAUUUGUGGAUUUAUCAUGGCGCAGAAGAUUUUAGACUUUUUCAACAUCCAUCCCAUGUCUUAUCCACCUUUACCUGAUUUACGGGACAAUCCUCAAUGGCAAAGUUUCUCAUUACAAUUAGAUGAAGCAUUAUACCGGUUCAGACAGCAGAACCAGAACUUUAAGCUCAACAACUUUCUUUCCCAGAACAUGCAGACUCUAAACCUUCUUUUAGAGUGCAAUUCCUCGAUUGUUGACUUUUAUCCAUAUUUAUCAGUGAUGAAUCACGUUCUUCUUUCGCAAGAUCAUUGGAAAGACGGUUGCAAAUUCCUUGCAAACUUCAUGGAUGGCUCCCAGGAAGCUCUAGACGCUGCUUGGCUCUUUCCAUUAAUUGAACCAAUGAGAAAACUUCUUUCUGAGCGUAAAAACGACCCAUACUUGCUUUUCAUCAUAGCGAAAAGCCUUUGCUACGCUCCACAAUGCAGAAAGAACUUUUCUACAACUCUUGACACAGUUUUCAUGAAAUCAAAUUUACUUGACUUCACUUUAGAACCGUUGACUUCACUUUCUGCCAUAAUUAUCAUUGCAAUCAAUUUCCGGUUCUUCAAACAGCUGGAUAACCAUGAAGAGUGGAAGCGUCGCAUCAUAAACAUCAUCAGAUUCCCAUGGAGAGAAUACAUUGACAGAAUGAUCAAAAUGGGAGAAGAUCAAGCUGUUUGGACACUUCUUUUCAUUUCUAGCAUUGGUCCUUUCAUUCUUGACCACAUCUCGUCAACAAUAUUUAAUUUCGUUGACGAGUGCACGAAGAAUGAUUCUCCAAACGUGAGAAGUGCAGCACUUUUGUGUCUUCCUUCAUUUUUGAAAUGGAGAUUUGAACACAAAAUUUAUAAUAUCUGUCAUUCGAUGAUUAACGACAUUUCCAUCAUCGUUAGAUCGCAGCUGAUCUGUACUUUUGUUCCUUUGUACGAAUUGUCUGUUAAACAGAACAGAACAGAUCUAAUCAAAGGAAUACAAAGUGAUAUAAAAUAUUUGAUGAAUGAUCCAUUUUGUUUGGUAUCAAACAUGGCACAAAAAUUCAUGGAAAACGUGAAUCAAGUACCGGAAUCAUCGAUGUAUGACCAUUACAUAACAAAAUUCCUUGGAAAAUCAAUAGAUACAUUAAAUCCAAACAAAAAAUUGUUCGAAUGUUCCCCGAAAAUGAAUUUGGAAAAGAACAUAAAAUUCAAUCAAAACAUUCGAAAAACUAAUUCAACUCUUGAUCCAAUACAGAAUGUUUCCUCAAACAUCUUCGUGUCGGAAUCAUAUUUGUUCAUGGGAAUGAAGUCAGGAAGCUUCACAAGUGUUCAUUUAACAACAACUCAGAAGCCACAAAACGCGAGAUUUACUCAAAACGCAAUUACAGCAAUUGAUUGUCCAUUGAGUGAUAUCGUUUUGGCUGGAGAUUCCAAAGGAAAAGUCUAUGGAUUAAGGAUUCCAAAUGGAGGCGGACAGUUCAAGAUCGCAACUGCUUUCGACACAGAAAUAUCAACAACAAUAUCAAUGAUGAAAUGCUCAAGUGUAAGUAGUUUAUUGGGUGUUUUAGGAGAAAAAAUGAACCAAAUCAAGUUGUUUGAUUUGAUUACUGAGAAGUAUUACAACACUGUAAUUCCAAGAAACAACCAGACUAUUUUGAAUUUCAGUGUUUGCGAUGAUUUGAGAGAUUCUGUUUUAGUUUCUGGUGAAGAAACAAUUGAGUUAUAUGAUAGAAGAUCAUCACUUUGCGAUUCAUAUUUUUCAUUGCAAGUACAAAAUACUUUUGGCUCUGAUUUAUGUGGAUGCAAUUUAGAUUUAGUUGUUGUUGGAAAAUCUGGUUCAAUUAACGUUGUUGAUAUAAGAAAGCCCGAAACCUUUAAGUCAAUGAUUCUUAAUAACAGUGAUUUUCCUUUGAUAACUACUUCAUACGCUUGCCAUCCGAGUGCAAGAGUUUGUGCAGUUGGAACAAACAGAGGAGUUACAUUUUUCGACUUGGAAGACGAAAAUCACGUUUUCUUGUCAACUUCUACAUCUGUUCUGUUCGGAUCUGCAAAGUUACAUCCAGUCACUGAUAUAGCAUUCCAUCCAAAGAGAUUAUUCGCAGCUGCUUUACUUGAUAAUACUGAUAUUGUUACUUUUAAUUAA
Molecule: messenger RNA, 3093 nt
Organism: Trichomonas vaginalis G3
Lineage: Eukaryota; Parabasalia; Trichomonadida; Trichomonadidae
Product: TOR signaling
Exons: 1
Coding region: 1-3093 (1030 amino acids)
Biological process (GO): cellular response to starvation; cellular response to amino acid stimulus; positive regulation of cell growth
Cellular component (GO): cytoplasm; TORC1 complex
Molecular function (GO): protein-macromolecule adaptor activity; protein binding
Source: RefSeq, a predicted model, not a curated record